AUGCCUAGCGACAAGCCCCAUCCCAACCACAAGAAUCUCGUUGUAUCUGACCUGGAGUUCCUAUCGAGAUUCAGGACCCUCUACAAACCAUCUUUCCCACCAGACGAGUACUUCCGUUCUCUCAAAAGUAUCGGAUGGUUCUCCAACGGCCGAAGAGAACUCGCGCACUACGGUCAACUGUUGGAACAGACCCUCUUCUUCUUGGAAGGCAAGAGCGGAUUGACUGAGUUAUAUAUCUCCAAUACGUCCUACGACUCUGUCAUGGACGAAUGGUAUCCUUUAUUUUCCACUCCCCUCAUCCAAUCGUCUUCAAGUACCCUCCGCAAGCUAGUCCUCCACGUCACCCCAACUCUCCGAUACCACGUUGUUUCCCGAAACUUUAGAGAAGACGGAUUCCAUCUAUGCCCAGAGGCAUCCAGCUCACUAUUCCAAUCCCUCCCCAGUAUCGAAUAUCUCGAAAUUCGUGUACCCUGGAUUUGCACAGACUUUUUCAAGAAGCCGUUCAGCCCUCCCAAACAUCAACGCGGUGGAACAUUCGUCGUCAUAGUCCAGCCUGGCAGUUCACAACCUAUAGCUUGUCCCUCGAAGGGGUGGUUCUACAGAUUCAAUUCUAUUGGAGCAGUAAAUGGUAUAAUGGAUGCAGCUCGAGGGUGCUUCGCGGACCUGCACGGAUGGGAUGUCCAAAUUCGUCUUACAGCGGAUAUCCUAACUCAAUUUCAAGCCCAUGACGGCCCACAGAUCUACACCAUCGCAGUCCCAGUCCACGACGACGCCAAAAUGCUCAAGCUAUAUGUUGCGCGAAAGCACGUGGUCAGCGAGGGCCGCUCGAAGUGGGUCCAGGAGACCUACGAAACGCCAAUGGAGACUUUUCGCAGCUUGACGAGGAGGGAUCACAGGAUGCAGCUGCUGCGGUGGUUGGCAUACCCUGCGUGGAGUCGAAGCGGAGGAUGGAAUACGACAUUGGGAGAGGACAUGGGAGUGCCUCGUACAGCUAUUUUUGAGGACGAUCCAUACUUCAUCCUCCCCGAUUCGGAUGUCGAUGGUUCUACGGGUCUCGCGACUUGA
Messenger RNA from Coprinopsis cinerea okayama7#130, 1065 nucleotides. RefSeq lists its product as hypothetical. NCBI's taxonomy places the organism in Eukaryota, Fungi, Basidiomycota, Agaricomycetes, Agaricales, Psathyrellaceae. Bases 1 to 1065 code for a protein of 354 amino acids. The transcript has 4 exons. The record is from RefSeq and is a predicted model, not a curated record.